ACUUGUGACUUGAAUCACGAGAGCGGUAGUUCUGAAAAGAACGCAAACCACACAACGCAUUCAUCAUGCCUAGCCGUAUGCAGUCAGACGUCCCAGCCAUCGGCAUCGACCUGGGCACCACGUACUCGUGCGUGGGAGUCUUCCAACACGGUCGCGUCGAGAUCAUCGCCAACGACCAGGGCAAUCGCACGACGCCGAGCUACGUUGCCUUCACGGACACGGAGCGGUUGAUCGGCGAUGCAGCCAAGGCGCAGGCGGCCAUGAACCCCGAGAACACGGUGUUCGAUGCCAAGAGGCUGAUCGGGCGCCGCUACGACGACCCCAAGAUCCAAGACGACAUCCGGCACUGGCCCUUCAAGGUUGAGAACGACGGAGGCAAGCCCAAGAUCAGCGUCGAGUUCAAGGGCGAGCGUAAGCGGUUCAACCCGGAGGAGAUCAGCGCCAUGGUUUUGACCAAGAUGAAGGAGACGGCCGAGGCGUACCUGGGAAAGAAGGUGAGCGACGCUGUCAUCACGGUGCCCGCUUACUUCAACGAUUCCCAGAGGCAGGCGACGAAAGAUGCUGGCGCUAUCGCUGGUCUCAACGUGCUGCGCAUCAUCAACGAACCAACUGCAGCCGCGCUAGCCUACGGCCUCGAUAAGAACUUGCGUGGAGAGAAGAACGUCCUCAUCUUCGAUCUCGGUGGCGGUACCUUCGAUGUUUCCGUGCUCACCAUCGACGAGGGCUCCAUGUUCGAAGUGCGCUCCACGGCAGGCGACACGCACCUCGGAGGCGAAGAUUUCGACAACCGGAUGGUGGAGCACUUCGUGCAGGAAUUCAAGAGGAAACACCGCAAGGACCUCAGGGUGAACCCUCGAGCCGUGCGAAGACUUCGCACUGCCUGUGAGCGCGCCAAGAGGACUCUGUCGAGUUCUGCCGAGGCGAGCAUCGAGAUCGACGCGCUGUUCGAAGGCGUCGACUUCUACAGCAAGAUCACCCGAGCCAGGUUCGAGGAGCUCUGCAUGGACCUUUUCCGCAGUACAUUGGAACCCGUGGAGCGAGCGCUUCGCGACGCCAAGAUGGACAAGUCGCAGAUCCACGACGUCGUGCUUGUGGGUGGUUCUACUCGUAUCCCCAAGGUGCAGAAGCUGCUGAAAGACUUCUUCAACGGCAAGGAGCUCUCCAUGGGCAUCAACCCGGACGAGGCCGUUGCAUACGGCGCUGCGGUUCAGGCAGCGGUGCUGAGCGGCGACUCGAGCGACAGCAUCCGCGACGUACUCCUGGUUGACGUGGCGCCGCUGUCGUUGGGCAUCGAGACAGCGGGCGGGGUCAUGACCCGCAUCGUCGAACGCAACUCUCGCAUUCCAUGCAAGACGUCGCAGACGUUCACCACUUACUCGGACAACCAACCUGCCGUCACCAUCCAGGUUUACGAAGGUGAACGCGCCCUCACUAAAGACAACCACCUUCUGGGAACGUUCAACCUGAACGGCAUUCCACCAGCACCCAGAGGGGUUCCACAGAUAGAAGUCACCUUCGACAUGGACGCCAACGGCAUCUUGCAGGUCUCGGCCAAAGACAAGAGCACUGGCAAGCAAGAGUGCAUUCGCAUCACCAACGACAAGGGCCGUCUCUCGAAGGAGGAGAUUGACCGAAUGCUUGCUGAGGCCGAAAAGUUCAAGCAGGAAGACGACGUACAGCGUGAGAGGGUGGCUGCCAGAAACAACCUCGAGUGCUACGUCUAUGGAGUGAAGCAGGCUGCCGAAGAAGCCGGUGACAAGCUGUCAUCCUCGGAGAAGGACUCGGUGCUCUCCAAGUGUAGUGAAACCAUCUCGUGGAUCGACGGAAACAGCCUGGCUGAGAAAGAAGAGUACGAGCAUCGUCUCAAGGAGCUUCAGCAGGCUUGUAUGCCAAUCAUGAGCAAGCUGCACCAGCCACAAGGACCAAAGCACGGGUCAACACCUCACCACACUGGCCCCACUGUCGAAGAAGUAGACUAAGUGAUGGAACAUCACUUCGUUGUUAUGUAAAUGGACUGCGUUUAGCUAUCAUUGCAAAUGUAAAUAACAUGUACAUAUGUAGAUCACCGUCCCUUUUACGUGGUGUUUGAGGAAACAAUAUUUUCUAAUAUGUAGAUCUCUGUCCUUUUUGACGUGGUGUUUGAGGAAGCAGUAUUUUCUGUGAUAUUUCUGUGAUCCCUUGAGAACGAACAAAUUUUUGUUAUUGUCCCUUUACUGUGAUGCCUCAAUAAACAGCCUUCUCCCUUU
Rhipicephalus sanguineus (brown dog tick) is the source of this 2246-nucleotide messenger RNA. Its product is annotated as heat shock protein 68. Bases 66 to 1979 code for a protein of 637 amino acids. Gene Ontology annotation, cellular component: cytoplasm. Gene Ontology annotation, biological process: protein refolding; cellular response to unfolded protein. The transcript is spliced from 2 exons. Gene Ontology annotation, molecular function: heat shock protein binding; misfolded protein binding; ATP-dependent protein folding chaperone. NCBI's taxonomy places the organism in Eukaryota, Metazoa, Arthropoda, Arachnida, Ixodida, Ixodidae. The record is from RefSeq and is a predicted model, not a curated record.